Molecule: messenger RNA, 1178 nt
Organism: Papilio polytes (common Mormon)
Lineage: Eukaryota; Metazoa; Arthropoda; Insecta; Lepidoptera; Papilionidae
Exons: 6
Coding region: 315-1178 (287 amino acids)
Source: RefSeq, a predicted model, not a curated record
ACGCGCGCGCGCAGUGCCGCUGUCGACCGCACGUGCUCGGCGAGCGCUGCGACCGCUGCGAUCUGCCCAGGCACUACCUCGACGAGGACGGAUGCAAACCUUGCGAUAACUGCACACAGACCCUGCUGGAGGACGUGUCCCGGCUGGGCGGCUCGCUGGCCGCGCGCGCAGACCUCACCGAGCUCAGCAGGAUCCCGCAGCCAUUCCCCGCUCUCCGAGAAUUCGCUCACAAUGCAACUUCGCUACGCAACUCUCUGUAUGAGGUCAAGAAAGAUAAAGAACGUUCUAGAAACUUUGAAAAUUGGAUCAGUGAAAUGGAGAGAACAGAACACGACGCGAUCACAAUGGCCAACAGAGUGCAUUUGGAAGCUAGUAAAAGGGAAAAGGAAACACAAUACAUUAGUUUGGAGAGCAUGAGCUGGCUGGAGGAGGUCCUGAAGCAGCGGAGGCUCCUGGCCGAGCAGGUCGCGGCACUUGACGACUUCGCCCGGGGGGAGAAACAUCUGAGCGCUCACAGAGCUAUCAAAGAAGCGAGACAUCUGCUAAAGAAUAUAAGGGAAAUAACACUUUCCGAUUUCAUGACCGGAGCUAGUGAUGUUUCCGACUCGGCUAAUCUGCAGUCGACGUCGGUGCAAGAGUACGCAUACCGCAUCGAGGACACGUGGCGGCGCGUGCGGCGGCUGCGCGCGGCGCUAGAGCAGUGGGAGCGGCGCGCGGAGGACCUGCCGCGGCUGGCUGACGCCGUCUUCUCCGCGGGGGACGGCGUUGCCGAGCUGAGGAAGAGAGUUGUCCCAAAGCUCGCUCAUAUUAGAGACGUCGGUUUGCGGUGUCGUAUCAUAUUAGAAGAUAUAUCGAACCUCUCGACGGAUAACAUGACCGAUGAGACUCAAUCAUUGUUGCUGCAAACCCACAACCUGGCCGUGGGAUUCCCCGGCCUGCUGCGGCAGUUGACGGCCCUGACUGCGGCCGCGGAGGAGAAGGAGGGCAUUCUUUACAGCCUUACGCCCGCCUACAAGGAGAAGUACUUGCAGCCGGUCGAGAAACAUGCCGCCGAAUUGAAGAAGAAAGCCAAAGAAUACAAAAAUUUAUUCGCAGGCACGCGCGCGCUGGCGGCGGGCGGCGUGCAGCUGGAGGCGCUCCACAACGUGCUGCUCGACUCGUGCCCGGUGCCCACGUGA